CUACCUUCGAAAUGUCGGCGGUUACGGCCCUUAUACGCAAAGGGUACUCAGUACGCCUGCGUAUGCGGAAACGCGAGCCGACGCAGAAGCGUCCUGUAGGCUUACCGCCCGAACUGUGGUCCAUCAUCUUCGAAUAUGCAGUCAUAUGGGUGACUUUCGACUUCUCCGGCGGCACAGCAGAAAACAAGUCCAUACCCCUCGGAAGGUUAGAUAGUGAUAUGUUUGGUGUAUUGGUCGUCUCGCACGUCUGUCGGCGCUGGCGAGCGAUCGCUCUAUCGACCCCUCACCUUUGGUGCGCCGCAACGCUGAAGGACACGCUCAAGGCAUUACCCGAUAUCCUAGCUCGAUCCGGUACGCUUCCCCUGAGCCUCCUGCUCCCGAAGUGCGACCUCGGGCAUACCGCUGCACUUGUGGCGGAGUGCUCUCGGUGGCGCCAUAUUCGCAUGGAUCUCACACAGGAAGCCUUGCGGCUAUUUCAGACGACCCCUCCGCUUCGCUUGCCUGUGCUGCAGACUUUGUGUCUUGAGCUGUCUGUAAAGGCUAUGCACGAGCUCAAUAGAAUCAGGGCAUUCGAGGACGCACCCAUGCUGAGCCACCUCUCUCUCGUCUUGGACUGUUCAUCGACGAGGGACUGCCUUGUACUAUCUGGAGUAUGGCGGAGACUUACACACCUGGUUUUAACCCGUCGCGAUGGCUUCCUGGACUGCAUAGACGCUCUUAAUCAGUGCCCCGCGCUCCGAAGUCUUCACCUUAUAUUCGUAUACGAUGCGCUCUCCUCAGAUCCACGCUUCAACCCACACUACCCCUCUCCUUCGCAAACGCUGAAGCUUCCGCAACUCGAGACCCUUCGGCUAUGCGCCCCAGACGUGGGCGCUUGCUUCACCCUCCUAGAUCUCCCGGCACUGGAAGAACUGGAUGUUGCGAGCAAGCAGGGAGAAGCUCGACGUUCUUCCGGGGUUGCAGAGCAUAAACAUUUUCCACUGCAACGGUUUUUCGGCGGACGCGAUGACCAAGAUGAUAAAGUCCCGGCGGGCGGGACUGGCACGUUAUGCGCACCUUGCCACGGUGCACGUCCACAGCCAGGGUCCUCGUGA
Messenger RNA from Gloeophyllum trabeum ATCC 11539, 1094 nucleotides. RefSeq lists its product as uncharacterized. The coding region runs from base 12 to 1094 and encodes 360 amino acids. The record is from RefSeq and is a predicted model, not a curated record. The transcript has 3 exons. Lineage: Eukaryota; Fungi; Basidiomycota; Agaricomycetes; Gloeophyllales; Gloeophyllaceae.